AUGAGGCCAUUAGACGAAGCCGAGACGACUCAAGUAUUCGAGAAGCUAUUCAAAUUCACAGGCAACAAUCUCAAGAACCUCGUCGAUUCUCCAUCACACGAAGGCCCCGAUCAAAACCCAGGUCGCUAUUGCUUCCGUCUCCACAAGAACAGAGUCUAUUACGUCUCGGAAUCACUAGUCAAACGCGCCACCAACGUGAAGCGAGAAAACCUCGUCGCCAUGGGGACCAACAUCGGCAAAUUCACAAAAAGCGGCAAGUUCCAUCUAACGAUUCAGGCCUUGAAUCUGUUGGCUGCUAAUGCGAAGCAUAAAGUGUGGCUAAAACCCACUUCGGAGAUGUCGUUCUUGUACGGGAACGAUGUCGUGAAAGGUGGGUUAGGCAGGAUUACUGAUAACAUCAAUGCGUAUGACGGGGUGGUAGUGUUUUCUAUGUCGGAUUUGCCUUUGGGAUUUGGGAUUGCUGCGAAAUCGACUCAGGAUUGUAGGAAGAUGGACCCUAAUGGGCUUGUGGUUAUUCGCCAGGCUGAUACUGGGGAGUAUUUGAGGAAUCAAGACGACCUUUGA
Molecule: messenger RNA, 564 nt
Organism: Lactuca saligna
Lineage: Eukaryota; Viridiplantae; Streptophyta; Magnoliopsida; Asterales; Asteraceae
Source: the annotation of a GenBank genome assembly